UCUACCCCACCGCCCUCGAUACAGCUGCGUCGUUCUGCUGACGAAACCAAGAAGACAACUCCACCGCCUUCCAGUAUUGUUACCCGAAAUGGGGCUCGCAAGGCCAAAAUUCAAACACGCGCCAUGUCUGCUGGUGCUAAACCUUCAGCAUCUGUACUUGCUGCUAAAAAGAAGGCUCUCCAAAAAAAGAAGCAACCUAUUGACUCUGUUCUAAGAGAUCACUACCAAACUGCUAUGGAGUCAAAAAACAAUGUAAAAGGUCCAACUGGAUUUGUAACUGAGCCUCGUAUGGCUGAACACUUAUGUUUAUGGGAUGACAAGUAUCCAGAAUGUCCUGAAAGAUUAAUAGGUGUCAUAAAUAGGUGUAAAGAGUUGAACUUAAUUGAACAAUGUGAAAAUAUUCAACCACGAGCUGCUACAAAAGAAGAAUUAUGUGUACUUCAUUCUCCAUCAAUUUACGAAAUGCUUGAAACUACCCAUAAGAACAACGAUAUUGCAUACUUGGAGGAGUUAUCUUCUAAAUAUGAUGCCAUAUACAUACACCCUAGUACACAUGAGCUCGCGUUGUUAGCGGCGGGCUCGACUAUAGAGCUGGUGGACCGUUUGGUGCGGGGCGAGGUGCAGACGGGCGCGGCGUUCGUGCGGCCGCCGGGGCACCACGCCAUGCGCGCGGAGCCCUGCGGCUACUGCUUCUAUAACAACGUCGCGUUAGCCGCCAAACAUGCCAUACACAAACACGGACUCAACAGAAUACUUAUUGUAGAUUGGGAUGUGCAUCACGGGCAAGCUACGCAGCAGAUGUUCUACGACGACCCUAGGGUGGUGUACUUCUCAAUCCACCGAUACGAGCACGGUUCGUUCUGGCCGAACUUGCGUCAGUCGGACUUCCAUUACGUGGGCGCGGGUCGCGGACGAGGUUACAAUUUUAACGUGCCGUUAAAUAAAACCGGCAUGGGUGACGCGGACUACCUUGCCAUCUGGCAUCAGCUGUUACUGCCAAUGGCUUUUGAGUAUCAACCGGAGCUGAUUAUUAUAUCGGCUGGCUACGACGCUGCGAUCGGCUGUCCCGAGGGCGAGAUGGAAGUGACGCCCGCGUGUUACGCGACGCUGACUCACCUGCUGAUGGGUGUGUGCGCGCGCGUGGGCGUGGUGCUGGAGGGCGGGUACUGCGUGCGCUCGCUGUCGUGGGGCGCCGCGCUCACGCUGCGCGCGCUGCUGGGCCGCGCGCCCCCGCCCCCGCCCCCACGCCCGGCCCCGCGACCCGCCGAGCCCAGCGACCAGAUCCGGGAGACCAUCCUGAACUGUAUCUACGCUCACAGACCUUACUGGAACUGUUACAAUUACCAGCUGACGUACAGUACUGACAACAGCGUGCCGAACGUUUGCGAUAGUCAGAAAGAGAAGCACGUAGUGAAGGUGAGGUGGGAGGGAGACGAAACGAGACCGGAACGAUUCGCCACACGCGACUGUUACCCGUUGCAAGAUGAUAACACUAAGAGGGAGAUUAUGGAAAGAUUGAACCGUCUUGAGAUUGUCACGGAUCUCACGUUGCCACAGCACGAGGUCGGGUACGUUUACGACCCGGUGAUGUUAAAACACAGAAAUAUUUGUGAACCCGGGCACGUGGAAUGUCCGGAACGCAUAAUGCGUAUACACGAGCGGCACCGUGACUUCGGUCUGUUAAGUCGCGUACACAUGGUGCCGUCGCGUCUCGCUACUGACGAAGAAAUAUUAGCUGUCACUUCAGAAAAACAUUUGCAGAGGUUAAAGGAAUUAUCAUCAACAAAGCUGAGAGAUUUACAUAGUCAGAAAGACGCGUUCGAGUCUGUGUAUUUUCACCCUGAUUCUCUGGAGAGCGCUUCAAUGGCAGUCGGCUGUGCGUUACAGAUGGUGGACGCGGUGUUGUCCGGCGCGGUGGGCGCGGGCGUGUGCGUGGUCCGCCCGCCGGGCCACCACGCGGCCGCCGACGCGCCCGCCGGCUUCUGCCUGGUGAACACCGCCGCCGCCGCCGCCGCGCACGCCGUCCGCCGCCACCGCCGCGCGCGCGUGCUGCUGCUCGACUGGGACGUGCACCACGGCGACGGCACGCAACGGCUCACCUACCACACCAGUCAGAUAUUGUAUAUAUCACUCCACCGAUACGACUACGGAUCGUUUUUCCCGCAUUCGCGUGACGCUGACUACACGGCCGUGGGCGAAGGGAAGGGGGAGGGGUACAAUAUCAACAUUCCUUGGAAUAAGCGUGGUAUGGGCGACGCGGAAUACUUGGCUGCGUUCACGCAAGUAGUGUUACCGGUGGCCACAGAAUACGCACCAGAACUUGUAAUUGUUUCCGCCGGUUUUGACGCCUGCGUGGGAGACCCGCUCGGUGGAUGCAAGGUGACACCAGAAUGUUUCGGUCGAAUGACGCACCUCCUAAGAAGUUUGGCGGGUGGCAAAGUUAUAUUGUGCUUGGAAGGCGGCUACAACGUCACCAGUAUCUCGUACGCUAUGACCAUGUGCACUAAAGCGCUUCUAGGCGAUCCUAUACCGCCGUGCGAUAGUAAAACCCCGUGCCAUCACACCGCCAUAGAAUCCAUCAAUGACGUCAUACGCACCCACAAGAAAUACUGGAAAAGUCUCAAAUUUCAACUGGCUUUACCCUCUGAGAAUGUUCUCGGGGAGCCGUUGCCAUCAAGGGGCUUGAUCGUCGACGACCGAAACACGACGUGCGAGUCCGAAAAGUUCGCGGAAUUAUCAUUGAGCUCACUCGAUGCUAGCAGACUGGAUGGAUCCCUCGAAAGUCAUAUGGCUAACUUGAGCAUCGAUAAGCGUAAGUGCGAAGACGGUGUACAUUGUGGAACCGAUGACGAAGAAGAGAAACCGGAGUGUUCGAAAAGUGUUAAUAAAUGUGUUGAAGGUGGUAGUAGUAGUGAAAAAAAGUGUGACACAACUAGUGCUAGUGAAAAGACCCCGGCCACUCUGGUUGAUUAUUUGGCGGAGAACAUGCAGGCGAUAGUCGAUGGGGAGAUGUUCGCGGUGAUUCCUUUGCCUUGGUGUCCACAUCUUGAAUCUAUAUAUGCGAUACCACCCAGUGUAAAGUUUGAGCAAGGCGUCAAGUGUACAGAGUGCGAUGAAACUGUGGAGAACUGGGUGUGUCUGCACUGCUUUGUUACUGCAUGCAGUCGCAGUAUAAAUGGACACAUGCAAUCACAUUAUCGAGCCUCUCAACACCCACUCGCGUUAUCUCUACUCGAUUUGUCAGUUUGGUGCAGCGCAUGCGACGCUUACGUUGACAACUCUCUACUGUACGACGCCAAGAAUAACGCACACCGCUGCAAGUUCGGCGAAGAUAUGCCCUGGUGCUAUAAAAACGAUACGAUACAUAUGCAAUAG
Diatraea saccharalis (sugarcane borer) is the source of this 3375-nucleotide messenger RNA. The record is from the annotation of a GenBank genome assembly. Lineage: Eukaryota; Metazoa; Arthropoda; Insecta; Lepidoptera; Crambidae.